Messenger RNA from Stegodyphus dumicola, 3703 nucleotides. RefSeq lists its product as uncharacterized. Gene Ontology annotation, biological process: regulation of transcription by RNA polymerase II. NCBI's taxonomy places the organism in Eukaryota, Metazoa, Arthropoda, Arachnida, Araneae, Eresidae. The record is from RefSeq and is a predicted model, not a curated record.
AUCAUUUAUUGCUAGUAUAUAAUUUAAUUAAUUAUAAUAAAGUAAUUUGUUUUGUUUUUGGAACAUUUUCAUCUAACUAAAUGUUUCAAAGGUUAAUCAUUAAUUUUCAAUAUCUUUUUAAGCAAAUGUUAGUAAAAUUUUUUUUUUUAAGAUACUUAUUAUCUAUAAUAUGAAUUUCAUUUUAAAAUGUAUUUACAGUGCUCCAAUCGUUUCCAAGAUGCAUUGAAAACAGAAAAAGGUCUUGGUAUAGAAUAUGAUGAAGAUGUGAUAUGUGACGUAUGCAGAUCACCUGAUUGUGAAGAAGGAAAUGAAAUGGUUUUCUGUGACUCCUGCAAUAUAUGUGUUCACCAAGCAUGUUAUGGCAUAAUGGCAAUCCCAGAAGGUAGCUGGAUCUGUCGACCCUGUGCCUUAAAUAUCAAACCUCCAUGCAUCCUUUGUCCUAAUACUGGAGGGGCAAUGAAGAGUACGAGCAGUGGUGAAAAGUGGGCACAUGUCAGCUGUGCAUUAUGGAUUCCAGAAGUUAGCAUUGGAUGUCCUGAAAAAAUGGAACCAAUCAUGAGAAUUUCUCAUAUACCUGCUAGUAGAUGGGCACUUAUAUGCACCUUAUGUAGAGAAAGAGUCGGUGCUUGCAUUCAGUGUUCAGUAAAACAGUGUAAAGUUGCCUAUCAUGUGACUUGUGCAUUCGAACAUGGAUUAGAAAUGGAAAUGAAAACCACACCAAUUGAUUCAAAUGAAGAAGGUGUAAAAAUGCAGUCUUAUUGCUCCAAACACAGCAAGGCUGAAAAUUCAUUUGAAAGGGCUUCAUCAGUAGCUAAAUCUCCAAAAAAAAACAGAAAAAAGAAAGAAAUGAAAAGUGAAAAGGAUGCAGAUGAUGAAGUUGAUGAACACAAUGCACGCCUACAAAAAAUACGAUCACUUGAAGCUCAAUUUCAUAGAUAUGUUAAUGUAAAAGAUACAGCAGAGUUACUUAAUGUGGAUCCUCAAGUUGUGGACUUCUUGUAUUAUUAUUGGGUACUAAAGAGGAGGGCAAAGUUUAACAAACCUCUUCUAAUUGCAAAAUGUGAUGAAGCUAACCUUCUUAUAAAGCAACAUGAAAACUUGCUUUAUUCUCGUCUUAAAAUGUUCGUCCAUCUACGUCAAGAUUUAGAAAGAGUGAGAAACCUUUGUUACAUGGUGAGCCGGAGAGAGAAGAUUUUCCGUUCAUAUGUGCGGAUAAAAAAUGAAGUAUUGGAAAAGCAAGUGGAAAUUUUAUCUAACAGUUCCUUCAAAUUAACUGCUAAAGAAGUGGAAGAAGUAAUGAAAGCCCGAGUUGGAGAUUCUUUAUAUGAUAAAUUUUAUUGUGUAGAACUCGAAGAAGAUAAAAAAGAAGAUAUUGCUAAUAAGUCCUCCACAUCUGUGCAGAAAGCUCCAAAUCCUUAUGCUAAAAGUUAUUCUAACAGCAUAUAUACGCGGUCCAGAAGGCAUACAACAUCUCAGAGCAUGACAGACAAUUGCGAUGAUAGUUGUGAUAAUGAACAUUUAGAUAUGCCUAAGCUUGUAAAGUGUAAAUCAGAAGAAAAUGUUAAUACAUUAGAAACUCAAACAAAUAACAGUGAACAAUCAUUCACUCAUUCACCAUUUGUUAUUAAAAUUGCCCCCAAGCAGAAUGAAAAUGAUAUUAAACCAAACAUUGAACCCAUAUCUGACCUUCCAAUAGUUGAAGAUAUUAAUGCUUCCCCUGACAAAGAAGCUCAUGAUAUUUCAUUUAAAAGUACUAUAGAACCCCAUGAAGCACAAUUAAAUCCUGAAAAUGGUGCUAAAGUGAAAAAAAUAGUUUCUAGUAAUGAAGGAUCAAAUGAUAAACAUUCCCUUUGUCUUAGCGAUAAAGAAAACAUCAAUGGACAUACUCCUGUUAAAUUGAAAAAAAUUCGCGGCCAAGUAGAAGUGAGACAUACAGAAUUAAAAAGUGCAGUUCAGGAGUUUGCUAAUCAGAAGUCAGAGUUAUAUGAUGAUGAUAGCUCUCUUGGUGUAGCUAAUGAAAUUAGUAGUUCAGAUGGAAAGAAAAAUUUUAAGAUUGAUAAACGCAGUACACGUUAUCAGAUGAGGACUCGAUAUUAUAGCACUGAUAACAUGGAAAGCCUAGAAACUCCAUUUAAACCUACAGAUACAACUGAAGCAGAAAUUAUGUCACCAAACCCAGAUGAUUCCACCACAAACUCUCCUUCAAACUGUAGUGAUGCAUUGUCUUUUUUAACUCAGGAUUCUGAGAGAACUGAACAGGAGAAAGAGCCUAUUGAUAGUACUCCUGUUCCAAUCCAGCGUAAAAGACGAGGGCGUCCGAGGAAAAUAUUACAUCCUAAUGAAACUUCUAUUAUGAAUUUUUCAGUUAUUAAAAAUGAAGAUGUGUUGGGUAAUGAAAAGAAUAGUUUAUGUAGUGAUAUAAUAGAGCUAUCCAAUUCAAAUGAAAGUUCAGGGUUUAAAAUGUCUCUUAGGCAUAGUCGAGAGCACAUUUCUGUAAAAUCAGGUGAGCAGAAGCAGAAGAACAAAAGAUCUGUUGUGGUCAAACUAGACCACUCAGAUGCUGUACCACUUAAAGAAGCCAAUAAAGAUAUUCUCAGUGAAACUGUAGGAGUUGAAAGUGAACAUACUCGAAGCUCUUCUGAAUGGGAUAAUGAAGGUACUUCUCCACCUAGGCAUAAUUCUGUUGAGCAGCCUGCUUCAACGCGAAUAAUAAUUAGGUUACGGAAGGAUCCUAAUAGGGAAUCAUGGAAAAAUGACUCAUGUUCUUCCUCUGAUGUCCCUGUUGCUUUUAGAAUAGUCCGCAAUGAUUUGGAUGUAAACUGUGAAGGUUCGAUGUCUGAAUUUCAUUCUGUGAUCAAGAACACUGACUCUCGACAGAACCAGACUUAUUCAGUUAGGAAUGAUAGUGAAAACAAACAUCGUUACUUAAUGCGCGAAAGGUCUGUAACGCCCAGAAAUAUAAAAUGCACAUUUGGAAGAAGCUAGUGCUUCUGAUUUCAUAUUUCUACUGUAUAUAUACAUACACACACACACACACACAUAUAUAUAUAUAUUGAAAUAUUACAUUAAAAGUCAGAAAGUCCUGUUGAAAUUAGAUGAAGAUUUGUUGUGAAGCUGGAAAUGACUGCACAUUUUAAUCUGUACAGUAAUUUUUUUAUCGUUGCUCUAUAAAGAAUGCAGUAUUAGUUGAUUAAAAGAAUGCUACUGUUUUAUAAAAUAAAUUAAAAACCAUUUGUUAAAUAUAUAAAUAUUGAUAUUCCAAUUUUGAAAAAAUGUUGAAAUUAAAGAUAUUUUAACUUGGCUUCAACCUUCUUUUUUUUAAAAAAAAGAAAAAAAUAGCUGUCUAGUCGAAUGAAAGGAACUUAUGCGAGUUCAAAGAAUUUUAGUACCUGUUUUGCUGUUGUGCAAAUAAAAUAUUUUUUUAAUCUAAUAAUUUAAAGUGUAUGUCUUAAUGUUCAUAAAAUAUUUGCUUAUUUCAUUUCCAUAAUGUUAAUUUAUAAAUGGCUUUAAAUAUGUAUUUGACAUCAGGAAUUAAUUUUAUUGCAUAAUUAACAUGGCUUUAUUGAAAAAUAAUUGUAACUACUGUAAACGUGUAUUUAUUUAUAAGGCAUUUUUUAUGUAUAUUUUUCUCUGUUGCAGUAAUGCAAACUGUGCAGCAUGUUUUAGAGAAUGAAAAUAUUUUAAGUAAAUGUUUUAACCUGUU